AUGAAGUUGCUAGUCGAUAAAGGUGAGGAGCAUGAGAGUGAGGUUGGCCACGUUCAGAGGGUUCCCUCCACAUCCAAGGAGUCCGCACUCUUAGAAAAUGCCUUAAUGGAAAGAUUACCCAAACUUUAUGUGCUCCAUUUCCUUUUAAGUAAAAUGGAGGUGGAGCUGUGUGAAGAAGAGCACCUACAUCCCCCUGUCGCGACCACCAUACCUAAGAGAAUCGUUGAAGGGGAUGCUAGCAGAAGGAAAGCCAAGGUGAAGGAUGAGCCACAGAAAAGGUGCAGGCUCUCUGUGCCUCCAAAGCCAGAGCCCAACCCUCAAAAGACCCCUGUGAAGAAAGGAGAGAAGGUACCCAAAGAGGAAAAGGGAAAAGCAAAUACUGGUGAGGAUAGGAACAACCCUGCGGAAAACAGAGAUGCCCAAACAUACCAGGCACAGGGAGGUGAGGGUCCUGGAGACGCCAAGUGA
Lynx canadensis (Canada lynx) is the source of this 468-nucleotide messenger RNA. Its product is annotated as non-histone chromosomal protein HMG-17-like. Gene Ontology annotation, biological process: chromatin organization. NCBI's taxonomy places the organism in Eukaryota, Metazoa, Chordata, Mammalia, Carnivora, Felidae. Gene Ontology annotation, cellular component: chromatin; nucleus. The record is from RefSeq and is a predicted model, not a curated record. Gene Ontology annotation, molecular function: nucleosomal DNA binding.